Messenger RNA from Lizanozyma spartinae, 1437 nucleotides. RefSeq lists its product as uncharacterized. Lineage: Eukaryota; Fungi; Ascomycota; Pichiomycetes; Serinales; Debaryomycetaceae. The coding region runs from base 1 to 1437 and encodes 478 amino acids. The record is from RefSeq and is a predicted model, not a curated record. Gene Ontology annotation, biological process: monoatomic cation transport; transmembrane transport. Gene Ontology annotation, cellular component: membrane. The transcript has a single exon. Gene Ontology annotation, molecular function: monoatomic cation transmembrane transporter activity.
AUGCAUUUACGUACAAUUCGGCAGAUCUCCAGUAGACGUUGGAUUUCACUUAACGCAAACAAACGACCUCCUUCAACAUUUAAUCCCCGAUUCAAAUCUCCAUUCUUCCGACCUCCAGUGGAUCUAAAGCAAAGACGUUCAAUCAUGAAUGGUAAAGACAGACAACAAGAACUGAGUCAGACCCUGGGUCAAGAACUGAGUCAAACUCUGGGUAUAGAACAAAGACUGGCUCAGAACUUGACUCCGAGUCAUUCGCUGACUCUGUCCCACUCUCAUAGCCAUACUGACACUCAUGACCAUCCCCAUGGGAUCGGAAGCUUACUCGGCCACAGCCAUUCUCAUGGACACGUCCAUACAAACGACCUCUUGAAGGAAACAACAAACAACAUGGCCACUUCUACGGCCACAGGCUCGUUCUUAUCCAAUCCGGCAGCUAGAAUCACCUGGAUUGGUCUUGCGGUUAACUUAGUGUUGGCUAUUUCAAAAGGUGUGGGUGGUAUCUACUUUAAAUCUCAAGCUUUGGUGGCGGAUGCUCUUCAUUCUCUUUCCGAUUUAGUUUCUGACUUCUUAACGUUGGCUACAGUCAAUAUGCUGGCUAAAGUAGGUACUCCGGAUCAUUUCCCAAUGGGUUACGGUAAAAUUGAAACCGUAGGGUCCAUAUUGAUCUGUAUGACUCUUUUAUUCGCUGGAAUAUCUGUCGGAUGGUCAUCGCUUUUGAACUUGUUAGAGUUUGUCAUUCCUCCCAAUGUCUAUGACAUCCUUUCAUCCGUCCAAUUGGGCCAUUCUCAUACCCAUUUACCUGGAAUGGAGGAUCCCCAUCAUAGUCAUAGUCAUAGUCAUACUGGCGGCACUCAGAAUCACGUGACCACGACCACAAUGCAACAAGUGCCAAAUAUUAAUGCUGCUUGGUUGGCUGGAGGUUCAAUCAUCGUUAAAGAAAUCUUAUACCACAAAACCAUGAAGGUCGCCUUGGCCACCAACUCUAAAGUGCUAGUAGCUAACGCAUGGCAUCACAGAGUUGACUCCCUCACAGCAGCCAUAGCACUUAUCUCCGUGGCUGGUGGAGUGAUGUUCAAUGUCGCAUGGUUGGACUCUGUAGGAGGCUUGGCGGUAUCAUUUUUGAUCGUUAAGGCCGGUACCGAUGCCUUCAAGUCAUCCUGGAACGAGAUCAUCGAUAAAGGUGAACCUAAAAACAGCGAGACGUACUAUAAAGUUGAAGAUAUCUUGACUGAUGUUAAACCCGCAGAUUUUGAUAUCUCCGAACUUUCUGUACUUAGCUCCGGUGCAAACAUUAAUGUGUUUGCUGAAUUAUCUACUGCAAACGAAUAUACCCUUAGUCAAUUGAAUGACAUUGAAGACAAGUUGGUGGCAGAGCUAAGAACUCACGAUAGCUUUGUUAGAAAGAUUGUUAUCUCUUUUAAACAGAAAGAAUUAUAA